AUGCUGUUAGACAACUGCACUGCUCAUCCGCAUGUGGAGGGUUUGAGUUCAAUCAAACUUGUGUUUUUGCCUCCAAACACGACAUCAAAAUUACAACCGAUGGACCAAGGCAUAAUAAACAAUUUGAAACAGAAGUACCGUCGAUUCCUCAUUGAAUACUUGCUGAAAUGUUUUGAUAAAAGUCUCACUCCUGAAAUCAAUCUCCGACUUGACUGGAUAUACCGAGCGUGGAAGUGUGUCACGCCCACCACGAUUCGUAACUGUUUUUUGAAGGCCGGAAUCAUGCAUACCGAGGUCGUGACCUCGGUGAGUGACAGCUCAUCAAGCGAAGAUGACGACAUCCCUCUGUCAACGUUAGCCAAUGAAUGA
This is a messenger RNA of Pecten maximus, 369 nucleotides long. RefSeq names its product tigger transposable element-derived protein 6-like. Gene Ontology annotation, molecular function: nucleic acid binding. The transcript has a single exon. Lineage: Eukaryota; Metazoa; Mollusca; Bivalvia; Pectinida; Pectinidae. The record is from RefSeq and is a predicted model, not a curated record. Bases 1 to 369 code for a protein of 122 amino acids.